GCAAAGCAGAACAUGGAACAACAUGAUAACCAUCAAUAACUAAACAAAAAUUUACCCAAAUUAGUAGCGGUAUCUUCUUGAGCGAAAAAAAAUGCCUGCAGAACAUCUUAUACUAGGAAUAGAUUUAGGAACAACUUCUGUAAAAGUUCUUGUUGUAAAUGGAGAAACCCAGCAAAUCAUUGCUAAACAAUCCAAAGAAACACAGUCUAAUGUGCCUAGUGAUCAAGGAACUGAUGGAAAUAAGCAAGAUGUGCCUAAAAUAAUUUCUGCCUUGAAUACUUGUGUUGCAAAACUUUCAAAAGAUUUACUUUCUCAGAUUAAGACAAUAGGAAUAUGUGGCCAAAUGCACGGUGUAAUGCUUUGGAACAACGAGGGCGAAGGUGCCUGGGAAAGAAUUGAAAGAGAUGGGACAUUGACACGCUAUGACGUAGUUCAAGACAAAGUAUCAGCACUAUACACUUGGCAAGAUAAUAGGUGUGACUCGGAUUUUUUGAGUUCUCUUCCCAAAUCAAAUUCACACUUUCCUCUGUGUUCCGGUUAUGGUACUGCAACGUUAUUCUGGAUGGCAAAGCAUAAGUAA
Messenger RNA from Agrilus planipennis (emerald ash borer), 580 nucleotides. RefSeq names its product sedoheptulokinase-like. Lineage: Eukaryota; Metazoa; Arthropoda; Insecta; Coleoptera; Buprestidae. Gene Ontology annotation, cellular component: cytosol. The transcript has 3 exons. The coding region runs from base 92 to 580 and encodes 162 amino acids. The record is from RefSeq and is a predicted model, not a curated record. Gene Ontology annotation, molecular function: sedoheptulokinase activity. Gene Ontology annotation, biological process: carbohydrate metabolic process.